Molecule: messenger RNA, 3427 nt
Organism: Pararge aegeria (speckled wood butterfly)
Lineage: Eukaryota; Metazoa; Arthropoda; Insecta; Lepidoptera; Nymphalidae
Gene: Nrt
Product: neurotactin
Exons: 7
Coding region: 211-2466 (751 amino acids)
Source: RefSeq, a predicted model, not a curated record
UUUUUUCUGCUCUGUGAAUGUAUUCAAUCGACCGAAGCGGUGCGGUGCGUUGAUAAUUCCGUAACGGAAAAGCCGCUUAUUGUAUUUUGAUAUCCGGUGCAUUUGAUGUUUUUAUGAGUUACAUACAGUGCUAAUAAAAUAGUGUUCUUUAGGCGUUACUUACCAUUUCUUUAUGCCAAUCAAGAAUCUUAGUGAUACUUCAACAUAACUAUGAGCACCACUGAUAUAAAUAAAGUGGAAAAUGAAGAUGACAACAAAACCCUGGAUAAGCUUCAAAUUGAGGCAGAAGAGAAAGAAAUGAUGCUGAAAGUGGAACAUCUAGCUGAUGAUGAUGUUGAACUCCGUAAUGACGAGGGACCAGUCAAGACAGCACUCUCUGGGGACAUAACAGAACAGGGGCGAGAAGUCAAACCUAAAUUUAUACCUAUUGGUGCCAUUAAAAUGCCUGGUUUCUUUACAAGAAAUUCUGACAGGGAAAAAUCUAAGGAAGAGGAAGCUAUUGAAAAAGACACGGACAAUGAAAAGAAUCAGGAUAAAACUGACGAUGAAACCAAAUCCAAGCAGCGCUUCCAGUUUUUACAAACUUGCCCAUUUACCAAAUUUAUUAAACAAGCUCCAAAGGAAACUGAUGGCGAUAAUACUGGGCAGAAAAAACGCUUAGGAAUAUUUAAUUUUAUGAACCCAAAAAUGUUUCAAAAGCGCUCUGCAGGAGCAGCUGAAGCCACACUCGCAUCUAUGGAGACACUGGAAGAUAAAAUCGACACACCCAAUGAUGGAAUGGAAAAUGUGAAACUGGAUGUGGCUGAUGAACAAGAUGGAAAAGUAGCUACAAGGCUUCCCUUAAAAGAAAGGAUUCGACAAAAGAAGUUCAUAAUAGAUGACCUCAUGGUGUGCGGGGUGACACUGCUAGUCUUGUUGGCGGUCAUAGUUGGGAUAGUGAUCGGCGCGCGAUCCGGCCCGCCAUUAGAGCGCCCACUUCGUCUCGGUCGCUUUAUCACUACACAAACCUCUUGCGGAUUAAUUGAAGGGAUUCUGGACGAUGGGGUCUACAACUUUUUCGGCAUACCAUAUGCAACUCCUCCUGUGGAAGAAAAGAGAUUUACCUAUGCACAGCCUUUGAAUAACAUAUCAAUGUGUUGGAAUGGUACUCUGGAAGUCCACGAACCUGGUCCGUUAUGUCUACAAUUUUUGGAAAAUGGUACCAUCAUAGGAGAUGAAGAUUGCUUAACUCUGGAUGUAGUUACUCCCCACGUGAGAUACGAUUCACCGUUACCCGUUGUCGUUCUGAUCGGUGCGAAUACGCUAGCGGGCGGCAUCAGUCCCGCUCAGCCGUCGGCUAUGUAUGCACGCACUAAAGAAGUCGUCUUCGUGCGACCCAACUUUAGGCUCGGUUCCUUUGGGUUUUUAGCUCUAGAUAUUUUAUCCAACUCAAAAUACCCGCCCACAUCCGGCAAUUACGGUCUGAGUGACUUACUUGUUGCGCUCAAAUGGAUACAGAAUAAUAUUAAGCAUUUCGGAGGGGACCCAGACUCUGUAACACUGCUCGGGCAUAGAGCCGGAGCGACCUUAACCGCCGCUCUGACCACCGUGCUUAACGCCCAUAAACUGUAUUCGCGCGUGUGGCUCUCGUCACCCUCUGUGAUCUUCCCAGGUAAACCCUUGGAGCAAACUCAAAAGAGUAAUGAACAGUUUAAACAGAUCAGUAAGUGUAACGACGUCGAUUGCUUGCGUCGCAUAUCCCAGCUGGAGAUCUUAAGCGCGACACCCGACACGUGGUUGGGGAGUGACGUUAGUACAUUACCGACUUCCGACGAAUUCAAACGCUCCUGGUUAGUACUCGACGGGCAGUACCUCCGGACACACGCCUACGAACGUUGGGACGCACAGAAAGAAGCAAAGAAUAUUGGCAACGAGAAAAUGUUCAAGCCGAUCGUGUUCGGGACCACCCAACACUCUGGUCACACUGAGCUGUUACGAAUGAAACAUCUAAAUUGGACGGCAGAAAUUGUGGAAAAAAUGGUCAACGAAAGCUAUCUAGGGGAGAAGAAUUUGACGGAGGACGUGUUUAAAAUUUUCAAUAAAUCGUACUCGGGGCUUGUGGAGCUGAUUUCUUCGGUGCGAACGCUGUGCCCGCUUGUUAGCCUGGCGCGUAUGCGACUGAGUGCGCCGCUGUACGUGGCUCUAGGGGCAGGCGCGGGCGGCGGCGCGAUGGGUUCCGGCUUAGCCGACAUCGACUCCGACAUCCAGGCCAUCCUCGGCACCUUCGACUCCGUGAUGCCCGAACAGCGCCGCUUUAUGGCGGCCAUCCAACAGCUGUUCUACUACUACGUCUGGAACGGCAAGCUGCCGGGCGACCAACACGAUCUGAUAGCGGUGGGACAAGACUUCCUCCCGCAUCGCGGUCUCCCGGAGUGCGAUCUACUCAUACAGAAAGACGUUGUACCACGGCACGCGCAUGUCGAUUGAUUCACUAAAUGAAUUUCCAGAAUCUUUACUUUUCAAUGUGUGUAACUUAAAACUUCUGUAUUAGUUUUUUUUUUUAUUGAAUGUACUUUUUUCCUGUAAAUCUAGCUUUCUCUGUACUUACGAUGCAAGUGUUCGCCGUUUGAUCAUAUCAUGGUAUCGCCGCUCGCGUCGUUGGGAUGAUGUGAUGAUGUUUUACUUCAUAAUACUCAAAUAGAUAUUAUAAUAACUUUGAACUCGAAGCUGUUUAGUGCGUGUAACUUUUUUCACGGAAUAAUUUAAUGAACUAAUAAGACUGAUUUUCGAAACCCAUCAAAACGCGAUGAUCUCAUGUCAACAUUUAAGAUAACAGUCGCUUUAGUAUUUUUUGUACCACCUGAAAUUAUGUACUAUGUGUAGUUAGUUUUAUUACUUUUAUAAAUACUUUAUACUCAUUGUAAAAUAGUUUGAUAAGAGUAGUAAGUGUUAGAUAACUUUUCCAAAAACUAAGACUCCAUUUGAGUCUUAUUUGUAGUUUUAAGAUGGUAUUCAUAUCUACAAUAAUAGUGAUUUACUUUAAAGUCUGAUGAUCCAAAGAAUUAACUGUGGAUAAUUUUUGUAUUGAUUUAUAAUAGAAUUCUUAGUGAUUUUAUAUCUUGUGUGAAAUAGUGAUAAUAAUAAGUAUAUUAAUUAAUCAUGACAUUGACCCCAAGUAUUCUUGCCAGUUAUUAAAUUGUAAUUUGCUUGAAAGUUUUGGAUGUAUUUAUUUUUAAUUGCUUAGGCUAAAGUUUGAUGUGCAGCUAUGCCAAAUUAUGAAUCUCAAAUAUUGAAAUGGCGUUUAUUUUUGAUCGCCAGUCACUCCGAGACUGCCAUUUUUUUUACAUGUUUUCGAGCAACUCGCACAUGCUGUGUAAUUCACUUUUUUAGAAUACGUAGUUUUGUAGCUUCAUUUCGUUAAUUGGUAUAUGAAAUAUAUGUAUGAGGC